AUGUACUUGGCAUUCUACAUCAUCCGCGUCUCACAUGCCACCCUCGUCAAACCUACCAUCAGACGCAGUGAAGUGGUGUUCUCCACGCAGCAACCCGCAAUUAGCUCUCCAGAUCGCAAUUACGCAUGGGCAACGAAAUCGACGACGCUCCCUCAAGAUCCCUCCACGCACGUUACAUUUGACGUGGCGAUUGAGAAAAGGAACGGAAACUAUAUCGACGGAUGUGAGAUUCACUGGGACGUUCACAAGGCCAAUACGAGAGUGACUGAGCUCGCGGUGAAGGAGUUGAAGGAUGUUAUGGAUAUGGGGUUGGAGUAUGAGUUUGAGUGUCGGUGGAGGAAAGACGAGACGAGUGCAGCUGCGCACUUGCGAUUACCGGUCACGAAGCGAUUUGUAUCCUUUCAGAUUCUAACGAUGGAUGUUGAUGCAUAG
Parastagonospora nodorum SN15 is the source of this 432-nucleotide messenger RNA. RefSeq lists its product as hypothetical. Bases 1 to 432 code for a protein of 143 amino acids. The record is from RefSeq and is a predicted model, not a curated record. NCBI's taxonomy places the organism in Eukaryota, Fungi, Ascomycota, Dothideomycetes, Pleosporales, Phaeosphaeriaceae. The transcript has a single exon.